CUCUCUGGGAAAACACUGUUUUCUAUGAAAACAGUAUGUAUUGUAAUCGGUGCCAGCAGAGGUAUUGGAAGAAGUAUCGUCGUCAACUUUGCGUCUAAAUUUCAGUCAGGAUCCCUCGUCGUAGCGUUAGCGAGGGAUUCGGAACAGCUGGCUGUGACGAAGACAUUGUCAACGCAAGCAAAUCCCGGUGUUGCGUGUCUGACCCGUGUUUUUGACCAGGGAUCGCUUGAUCAACAUCAGUACGAUACAUGGCUCAAAGACUGUCUUCAGGGAAGAACGGCAAGCGAGUUCCAGCAAGCAGUGAUCAUACACAACGCUGCGUCUAUUGGAAGCGAGUUCUGUGAGAAUUUGACAGAGGUGAACCAAGUGUCCCAAUACCUCAACAUUAACGUGGCCGGACUUGUUGCAGUGAAUGCUCGUUUUAUGCAGGAGUUUAAAGAUGUACCUUCUAAAGUGGUUGUCAACAUUACUUCAGCCUCUGCUCUGCAACCUACGGCCAGCUGGGGACUUUAUGGUUCAGGCAAGGCUUUCCGUGACAUGUUCAUGAGGACGCUGGCACUGGAGCACCCCGACUUCCGGGUUUUGAACUAUGCCCCGGGUCCUGUUGACACGGACAUGUUCCAUUCGAGUCUCCAAAAAACAAAAGAUGAAAACCUUCUCGAAGCCAUAAAAGACAUGAAGAAGCGUUUCCUCACCCCUGACACUACAGUCAACAGACUCAUCGCCAUACUGGAGAAAAAUGUUUUUGAAAGUGGAGCUCAUGUUGAUUACUUCGAUGAUCAAUGAUAUCAGUAAAACAAGAAAGACUGUUGGAAUCUUUGCAUAAUAUGGUACAUUUCAAAAUGUUGGAUUGAAUAACAUACUUACGUGGUAUAUGAUGUAUUACAAGAAGGUAUGGGAAUUAAUGCUUGCCUGUAGGCCCGAGGUUAGUAGAAAGUACCUCGGGCUAAUAAAAUUCUUAUUCUACUACCCCGUAGUGCCUGUAAAUUCUGUUACGCUUGCUACAAAUUACCUGUCGUCCUCUCGAUUUCCCCUGUCAAAUUGCUGCGCAUUUGGCAUAACUUUUCGAGUCUUUCUCGAAAUGAAUAAUAUACCCAAUUCCCGAGUUCACCCAAUGUAUAGCUUCUGACUGAGUCUAAAUAUUUGAAUGUUUAGAUGCACAUAAAAGAUUGAAGUUUGAAAAUCUACUUAUUGUGAGCGUGUUGGGAUUUUGAGUUAAUUACCAUCCAUGAAAAAUCAGAACACUAUUCCCUCCCUAUUUGUGAGAUGCUGCUUUCUCACUCUCAGUGGUUGGUCCGUGUGUGGUAAGUAUGGCGCUGAUUGGGGUUCAAUACCUGUGAAUGUAGUGGCGAGACAGUGGGGUUAUUAGCGGUUCUUUAUUUGAGUACCCACGCACAUUACCUAAUUUACGGAUCCCCUAUUACACAGAUGAUCUAUUACCGCUUGAGGAAAUCAAAGCUAACGUCACCUAAAGAAUGUCAUUGAUUUACGUUGGCAGUGUCCAUUAUCGGUUAUAGAGCAUACAUUGGCGCCAGUACUGUCUUUCUUUCCUGCAUAUACCAUCUUCCCCAGGCAAGAGAGUUAAAUAGCUACAAAAGACCAGUUUCCA
This is a messenger RNA of Haliotis rufescens (red abalone), 1609 nucleotides long. RefSeq names its product sepiapterin reductase-like. Bases 25 to 786 code for a protein of 253 amino acids. NCBI's taxonomy places the organism in Eukaryota, Metazoa, Mollusca, Gastropoda, Lepetellida, Haliotidae. The record is from RefSeq and is a predicted model, not a curated record. Gene Ontology annotation, molecular function: sepiapterin reductase (NADP+) activity. Gene Ontology annotation, biological process: tetrahydrobiopterin biosynthetic process. The transcript has 4 exons.